Huiozyma naganishii CBS 8797 is the source of this 3663-nucleotide messenger RNA. It is a transcript of the gene RPB2, whose product is annotated as DNA-directed RNA polymerase II subunit RPB2. Bases 1 to 3663 code for a protein of 1220 amino acids. Gene Ontology annotation, cellular component: RNA polymerase II, core complex. The record is from RefSeq and is a predicted model, not a curated record. NCBI's taxonomy places the organism in Eukaryota, Fungi, Ascomycota, Saccharomycetes, Saccharomycetales, Saccharomycetaceae. The transcript has a single exon. Gene Ontology annotation, biological process: DNA-templated transcription. Gene Ontology annotation, molecular function: DNA binding; DNA-directed RNA polymerase activity; ribonucleoside binding.
AUGUCGAACGAAGAAUAUUACGACGAGGAUCCAUAUGGAUUCGAGGAUGAGAGCGCGCCCAUUACCGCAGAGGAUUCAUGGACCGUCAUUUCCUCCUUUUUCAGGGAAAAGGGGUUGGUGUCGCAACAGUUGGACUCCUUUAAUCAGUUUGUCGACUACACUUUGCAGGACAUCAUUUCAGAAGACUCGAGACUGAUUUUGGAGCAGCUGGCACAACACACCACGGAGGCGGAUAAUAUCAGUAGAAAAUACGAGAUUAGUUUUGGUAAAAUCUAUGUUACCAAACCCAUGGUGAACGAAUCGGACGGUGUGACGCAUGCGUUGUAUCCUCAGGAGUCCCGUUUGCGUAACUUGACUUACUCUUCCGGGCUGUUCGUUGAUGUGAAGAAGAGGACAUAUGAGGCUAUCGAUGUUCCUGGUAGAGACUUGAAGUAUGAAUUGAUUGCAGAAGAAUCAGAGGACGACAGCGAGCGCGGGAAAGUAUUCAUCGGUCGUCUGCCGAUCAUGCUGAGGUCGAAGAAUUGUUAUCUAAGUGAUGCCACCGAAUCAGACUUGUAUAAACUGAAGGAAUGUCCUUUUGAUAUGGGUGGUUACUUUAUCAUUAACGGUUCUGAGAAGGUGUUGAUUGCCCAAGAACGUUCGGCAGGUAACAUUGUGCAAGUGUUCAAAAAGGCAGCUCCAUCUCCAAUUUCGCACGUGGCGGAGAUUAGAUCCGCGCUGGAGAAGGGUUCCAGGUUUAUCAGUACACUGCAGGUCAAGCUUUACGGUCGUGAAGGUAGUUCUUCUCGUACCAUCAAGGCAACCCUACCUUACAUCAAGCAAGAUAUUCCCAUCGUUAUUAUAUUUAGAGCGCUCGGUGUCAUUCCAGAUGGUGAGAUUCUUGAGCACAUCUGUUACGACGUCAACGAUUGGCAAAUGCUGGAAAUGUUGAAGCCUUGUGUGGAGGAUGGUUUUGUUAUUCAAGAUCGUGAGACAGCAUUAGAUUUCAUUGGUCGUCGUGGUACAGCACUGGGUAUUAAGAAGGAGAAGAGAAUUCAAUAUGCUAAGGAUAUCCUACAGAAAGAAUUCCUACCUCACAUCACGCAAUUGGAAGGUUUCGAAAGUAGGAAAGCGUUUUUCUUAGGGUAUAUGAUCAACAGGUUGCUGUUGUGUGCCCUUGAUCGUAAAGACCAAGAUGAUCGUGAUCAUUUCGGUAAAAAGAGACUAGAUUUGGCUGGUCCUUUACUGGGACAGCUGUUCAAAACGCUAUUCAGAAAAUUAACGAAGGAUAUCUUCAGAUACAUGCAGAGAACUGUCGAAGAGGCUCAUGACUUCAAUAUGAAACUGGCAAUCAAUGCUAAAACUAUCACCUCAGGGCUGAAAUACGCAUUAGCGACUGGUAACUGGGGUGAACAGAAAAAGGCUAUGUCUUCGAGGGCCGGUGUUUCUCAAGUUUUGAAUCGUUACACCUACUCCUCGACAUUGUCACAUUUGAGAAGAACAAACACACCCAUUGGUCGUGAUGGUAAGCUGGCUAAACCUCGUCAGUUACACAACACCCAUUGGGGGCUGGUCUGUCCGGCUGAAACUCCUGAAGGGCAAGCUUGUGGUUUGGUCAAGAACCUAUCCUUGAUGUCGUCGAUAUCGGUUGGUACGGAUCCAAUGCCGAUCAUCACAUUUUUGAGUGAAUGGGGUUUGGAACCUUUGGAAGACUAUGUUCCACACCAAUCUCCGGAUGCUACUAGAGUAUUUGUCAACGGUGUCUGGCACGGUGUCCACAGAAACCCAGCUAGGUUAAUGGAAACGUUGAGAACUCUUAGAAGAAAGGGUGAUAUCAACCCUGAAGUUUCUAUGAUCAGAGAUAUUCGUGAAAAGGAGUUGAAGAUAUUCACCGAUGCUGGUAGAGUUUACAGACCACUUUUCAUUGUCGAAGAUGAUGAAGCUUUAGGUCACAAGGAACUGAAGGUUAGAAAGGGCCAUAUUGCAAAGCUGAUGGCUACGGAGUACCAGGAUAUUGAAGGUGGGCUAGACGAAGCGGACGAAUACACUUGGACGUCAUUACUAAACGAAGGUUUAGUCGAGUACAUAGAUGCCGAAGAAGAAGAGACUAUUUUGAUUGCGAUGCAACCAGAAGAUCUCGAACCGGUUAUUGAAGAGGAAAACCCUAUCGACGAUAUGGAUCCAGCAAAACGUAUAAAGGCGUCUCAAAAUGCAACAACCUUUACCCAUUGUGAAAUUCAUCCAUCGAUGAUUCUAGGUGUUGCUGCGUCUAUCAUUCCCUUCCCUGAUCAUAACCAAUCUCCUCGUAACACUUACCAAUCCGCCAUGGGUAAACAAGCAAUGGGUGUAUUCCUGACCAAUUACAACGUCCGUAUGGACACGAUGGCCAACAUCUUGUACUACCCCCAGAAGCCACUGGGUACCACACGUGCUAUGGAAUACUUGAAGUUCAGAGAGCUUCCUGCUGGUCAAAAUGCCAUUGUGGCGAUUGCCUGUUACUCCGGUUACAAUCAAGAAGAUUCCAUGAUCAUGAACCAGUCCUCCAUUGACAGAGGUCUCUUCAGAUCUUUAUUCUUCAGAUCCUACAUGGAUCAAGAGAAGAAAUAUGGUAUGUCUAUAACAGAAACGUUCGAGAAGCCUCAACGUACAAAUACCCUGAGGAUGAAACACGGUACCUACGACAAACUGGAUGAUGAUGGUUUGAUUGCGCCCGGUGUUAGAGUUUCUGGUGAAGAUAUCAUUAUUGGGAAAACCACCCCAAUUUCCCCAGAUGAGGAGGAGUUGGGGCAGAGGACAGCAUACCACUCGAAACGUGACGCAUCCACCCCAUUGCGGAGUACGGAGAAUGGUAUUAUUGAUCAAGUUUUGGUUACUACUAAUCAAGAUGGUCUGAAAUUUGUGAAAGUCCGUGUUAGAACCACCAAGGUUCCACAAAUCGGUGACAAAUUUGCCUCGCGUCACGGUCAAAAGGGUACAAUCGGUAUCACAUACAGUAGGGAGGACAUGCCCUUCACCGCGGAAGGUAUCGUUCCAGAUUUAAUUAUCAAUCCUCACGCCAUUCCAUCGCGUAUGACAGUUGCCCAUUUAAUCGAAUGUUUGUUGAGUAAAGUUGCAGCCUUGUCAGGUAACGAGGGUGAUGCUUCUCCAUUCACAGAUAUUACCGUAGAGGGUAUAUCUAAGCUGUUACGUGAACACGGGUACCAUUCGCGUGGGUUCGAAGUUAUGUACAACGGUCACACCGGUAAAAAACUGAUGGCACAAAUUUUCUUUGGUCCAACCUACUACCAGCGUUUGAGACAUAUGGUCGAUGAUAAGAUUCACGCGAGAGCGCGUGGUCCAAUGCAAGUACUAACGAGGCAACCUGUGGAAGGUAGGUCUAGAGAUGGUGGUCUGAGAUUUGGUGAAAUGGAACGUGAUUGUAUGAUUGCACAUGGUGCUGCCGCAUUUUUGAAGGAAAGAUUAAUGGAGGCCUCGGACUCGUUCAGAGUGCAUAUCUGUGGGAACUGUGGUUUGAUGUCAGUUAUUGCCAAGCUGAGCCAUAACCAAUUCGAAUGUAAAGGCUGUAACAACAAAAUUGACAUAUACCAGAUUCGUAUCCCAUACGCUGCGAAACUGCUAUUCCAAGAAUUAAUGGCAAUGAACAUCACUCCACGUUUAUACACUGACCGUUCGAGAGAUUUCUAA